Acaulospora morrowiae is the source of this 521-nucleotide messenger RNA. NCBI's taxonomy places the organism in Eukaryota, Fungi, Glomeromycota, Glomeromycetes, Diversisporales, Acaulosporaceae. The record is from the annotation of a GenBank genome assembly.
AUGACUUUAGUGGUAUCGAUAUUGAAAAGGCAGUUGAUUAUAUUAAAAAAAGUCAGUCAUACGAUUAUGGAAUUGGUCAAGGGCCCGGCGAGGAGUCGCACGGCGGAUCAACAUAUUGUGCUAUUAGCGCUCUUCACCUACUUAAUCGACUCGAUGAAGGGCUUUUGUCCAAGGAUCAGACAGUUUUUUGGCUCCUUUCGCGUCAACUCACUGGCUUUCAAGGUCGAGCUAACAAGCCACCGGAUGCGUGUUAUUCAUUCUGGAUUGGCGCAUCCUUAAAGCUUUUAGAUUCAUUUGAAUACAUCGAUUUUAAACAGAAUUUCGAUUUUUUGAUGGAAACCCAAACUAAAUACGGUGGCUUUUCAAAGUGGCCUGGUUAUUCUGCCGAUAUGCUGCAUACUUAUAUGGGUGUAGCGGGACUUUCAUUAAUGAACGAACCUGAUUUACUAGAGUUGGACCCAGCUUUAAAUAUAUCUUUACGCGCGAAAGAAAGACUUCAUAAUGUUGCCUUCAGAAAAUAA